Molecule: messenger RNA, 2839 nt
Organism: Malaclemys terrapin pileata
Lineage: Eukaryota; Metazoa; Chordata; Testudines; Emydidae
Gene: OTOL1
Product: otolin 1
Exons: 9
Coding region: 1-2121 (706 amino acids)
Molecular function (GO): protein binding
Source: RefSeq, a predicted model, not a curated record
AUGGAAAAGGUUGCAGGUCUUGACCCCAAACCUGGUGGAAUCUCUGGUUCUUCCUCAAUGGCUCUAGCUCCAACAGACCCUCCUGCCAGCAUGGGAGUCAGGCUACCAGGAGCACCCCUUUCCAAUACCUUUGUCCCCGAGACCCUUGAAAGGUCUGUUAAUUCAGUUCGGGUUUUCAGUUUUGUGGAUGCUGAAAAAGCCUAUAUAGCUGCAGAUUUUCUUUCAGUGUGCUUUCUGACUAUUGCCGGAAUGAUUUCUACACUCCUGACACAGGCUCUGCUGUGCAGUGUCUGGUGUCCUGUAGCAUCUACAACUAUCUUCAGUCUAGCUCCCAACCAGUUAUUCACAAUGGAUGCCCUCAAUGGUGCUGCUGAAACUGAAGAUCCUAAACAAGCAUCUACUGUUCCCCCUGUUCCAGACCUGGGGACAAAUGAAACUGAUCCAGUCGCAGAUGUUGGAACUCAGCAUGCUGAAAACAGUAGCGCAGCAGGAAAUCAGUGCUUCUGUGACAGUCCUGCACCUGAAGGGCAAAAGGGAGAACGGGGUGAAAAAGGGGAUCCAGGUAACCCAGGGAAAAAAGGAGUACAAGGGCCCUUGGGAGAAACUGGACAACAAGGACUAAAGGGAGAAAAGGGUAAUCAAGGAUCCAAAGGUGAUCUAGGUAAACCAGGGCCUCCUGGUCAGAAAGGAGAACAAGCUACAAAAAUGUGGCAUUUACCUUGGCACAGAGCCACCUUCAUUAUACUUAUUGCUGCUGCUGUACGCACAGAGGCGAAAGCUACCCUGGCUGAAAAGUUUACUAAGAUAAAGUCUCCAGAGAUGGAGGUCACUGAUGGCUUUGACACAUCCAUUGUGCCACCCACUGAAGAAAGUCCAUUCACAGAACUAUCGGAAACAAGCGAAAUGCCGGUGGAGUUAUCCUCGCUGAACCCGGCCUUCAGAACGGCCACCACGCUGUUUCCUUUUGAAAAUUUUACUCUUGACACAGCUGAUUUCUUUUUUAAUUGCUGUGAUUGCUGUACCCCUGUGUCAGGUCAGAAAGGGGAACCAGGAGAGCAUGGACUGCCAGGUCCUAAAGGAGAGCUAGGAGAUGCUGGCCCUCAGGGCCUACCAGGAAUUCCUGGACUUCAAGGUCCAAAGGGCUUCAAAGGAGACAAGGGAGAUAAAGGAGAACAUGGUGACCAAGGAACAAAUGGAAUUCCAGGGUUUCCAGGUAAACCUGGAGAACAAGGUGAAGCUGGAGUUAAAGGAGAUAAAGGAAACUCUGGCCUUCCUGGAAUGAAGGGACAGAAGGGAGUGAAGGGGGACACUUGUGAGAAUGGGACCAAAGGAGAGAAGGGGGACAAGGGAGAGCUGGGCUUACAGGGGCUAGAUGGGGAAAAUGGAGAUAAAGGGGAAAAGGGAGACCUGGGGGAAAAGGGGCAUUGUGGGGAGAGAGGAGAGAGGGGGGAAAAAGGGGAAGCUGGAAUAAAAGGGGAAAAAGGCAGCAAAGGAGACACUGGAGUUGAGGGUAUUCCUGGGAUGAAUGGACAACAGGGAGAAAAGGGUGAGCCAGGCAAUAAAGGUGAAAAAGGGGACUUGGGACCAGCUGGUGUGAUGGGACCUCUUGGGCCAAAGGGAAAUCCUGGUAGUAAAGGGGCACGAGGAGCUAGUGGAAAGAAAGGCUCCAGAGGUAUCAAAGGUUCCAAGGGUGAUAACUCAAAAGUCCGAAGAUCAGCUUUCAGUGCCGGCUUGUCAAAGUCUUUCCCUCCACCAAAUAUCCCUAUUAAAUUUGACAAGAUUUUGUACAAUGACCAGGAAGAUUAUAAUCCUUCUACAGGCAAGUUCAAUUGCAGCAUUCCUGGAGCGUAUGUCUUUGCUUAUCACAUGACGAUCAGAGGGCGGCCUGCUCGAAUCAGCAUUGUGGCACAAAACAAGAAGAUAGUCAAAACCCGUGAAACACUUUAUGGUCAAGAGAUAGACCAGGCAUCUUUCCUGAUCAUUUUGAAAUUAAAUGCAGGGGAUCAGGUUUGGUUGGAGGUGGGACGGGAUUGGAAUGGGAUCUAUGUCAGUGCUGAAGAUGACAGCAUAUUUACAGGGUUUCUUUUGUAUCCAGAUGAUAUUUUUGAGACCCUAGCAUAAGUAUAUGACGAUAAACACACUACUAAGAAACAAAACAUUUAUUUCACUCUGAUUGUCAGUAGGGGGUGGAGAGAGAAGGGUGAAGGAGAAAGAAAGUGUCACUUCAGUGAAAUAGAUGUCAUAAUCUUUCUAUACAAAUACUUAUAUUUGUAAUAAACUGAUUAAUUUUAACUAAAGAGCCCCAAAAGAUGCAACCACCCUCUAUGAUGAUGCCUAAUUUUCAUGAUCAUAUAAAGAAAUAUUACACAAAUGCAUUCAGGAAGAUAUAGAUCCCAAAGAGAUUUUAUUUACACUUUAGACCCAGGCUAGAUCAUCAAAUCGUUAAAAUUACACAGAGAAAGUCAAUAUAUUAGUUUAAUUCAGAUAAGGCCAAAUCUUGCAGUAAUUGCAAGUCAAAAUGUCCAUGAGAGUCAGUAUUGAAUUAGUUGGAGUUUCAAAUUUUAGCUAAGGAUUGUAGGAUUUGACUCAGAGAUUAAUCAGAUAUAAUUGCAAGUAGUAGGUUUCUUCAAAUCAUGUUCAUAGAUUUAAAAAUGUUUGCUGUCAAACCAGUAUUAUGUGUUACUUUAUACAUGGUAAUGCAUGGAAUAAAAGGUUGACUUGGAGAUUGUAUUAUAAUCACUCAAUCAGUGCAAAUGUCUCUGUUCAUCAAAUUAUUGUUGUAUUUACAAGAACUGAAUAUCUUUGGAAUGGUAAAGAAUAAAAUAAGAUGAUUGCCUAA